Molecule: messenger RNA, 1785 nt
Organism: Engraulis encrasicolus (European anchovy)
Lineage: Eukaryota; Metazoa; Chordata; Actinopteri; Clupeiformes; Engraulidae
Product: claudin-7-like
Exons: 6
Coding region: 850-1785 (311 amino acids)
Biological process (GO): bicellular tight junction assembly; cell adhesion
Cellular component (GO): plasma membrane; bicellular tight junction
Molecular function (GO): structural molecule activity
Source: RefSeq, a predicted model, not a curated record
GUCAGUCAUUGCUGGCAAAUCCAACUCGCACCUGCUACAAGUUACUCUGUAGCUGCUAGCCAAUAAAAAAGCAGGUCAUUUAGACAUAGUAGUGUUGCUGUCCAAGGCAGAGGCGUUAUUUAUAGACAGGAGUAAGGUAACAGUCUUAAUACACUUUUAGAGAACUUGGGCCUACAGUUAAUAAACAAUACUUUCAGUAUCUACAGUUUUGGAAAAACCCAGAAAUGUUCUGAAGUUCAAUGAGGCUGAGCUGAAUGCCAUAUCAAUGUUUGUGAGCUAUAGGUGAGCCAUGAAUCAGGAUGGAAUGUAGAAAACUUUUCUGCACAUUUAUGUAACAUUUUCAAAUAAUUUAUCCAAAAUGCAUACUAUCGCAAAGGUAAAUACUAAAUAGCCUUUACACACAUACUGUAUAAACACAACUUCUUAAAACCAUGUUUGAAAACCAAUAAAAAAAGAGAAGUCUCUGGCCCCAUCUCCAUAAAUAUCUCUUCAUGAACUUUGUGCCACGUGCCUUACCAAGAUGACUUAUUAGUGCCAGAAAUGUUAAUGUAAGACUUGACCUCAUUCAACUGGCAAACAGGAAGAUCUACAAAACGAGUUAAAAACCACAAACAGAAAAAAAUGACUUUCAUCUUAAUACCUAACUUUUGGGUUGACUCCUUGUACGGUACUUCUUCACUUUACAUCCCUCCCCUCGGGGCAAAUGGCACACGGCAAGAUGUCCAGCGUGUAAAUCAUCUCUGUGUAACAUAUGUCUCUGGUGUAAUUUGCUUGCCUGGGGCGACUUUAUCUCUUUUUAUUUGAGUCUUUUCUUACGCGAAGUCGUCAAAGUGAACUAGGGAUUGAAGGAUGUCCAGUAGGCAGAUAUGCGCGCUGUUGGCCGGACUGGUGGGCUUGGGCGCCAUCAUUGCUGCGACCGUCUCCAACGAGUGGAAGUGCACCAGCCGAGCGUCCUCCGUCAUCACGGCCACCUGGGUCUUCCAGGGCCUGUGGAACAGCUGUGGGGGGAACGCCAUCGGAGCCGUGCACUGCAGGCCGCACCUCACCAUCUUCAAACUGGAAGGUUACAUCCAGGUGUGCCGAGGGCUCAUGAUCGCUGCUGUCUGUCUCGGCUUCUUUGGGUCCAUCUCUGCUCUCAUUGGCAUGAAAUGCACCCGGAUUGGAGGAACUGACAAGGUCAAGGCACGCAUAGCAUUCGUCGCAGGAUUCAACUUCAUCCUCAGUGCAUAUGUGCAAGGUGUCAGAGGACUUCUGAUGGUGGGCAUGGCGAUGGGAUUCUUCGCAGUUAUAUUCUGCUUUGUUGGGAUGGACUGCACCUACAUCGGAGGAAGUGACAAAGCAAAAGACAGACUUGUCUUCACCGGGGCAAUUUUCCAUUUUGUUGGUGGUGUUUCUACCAUUGCUGGCUAUUGCUUAUACAUAAACAGAGUAGCCAGGACUACUUUUGCUCACUCUGUGGAGAGAGGUGUGCUAAGAUAUGGCAUUGGGACUCCGAUAUUUCUUGGCUUGGUGGGAAGUUUUUUCAUAAUUCUUGGUGCCGCACUCUAUGGAGUUACUGUAUAUCGAGUCCUCUUUCCGAAAAGGGUGAUCUAUGCUUUAGCUCCGCGGACAUACAUGGCUCCUCAGACCUACGCGGGGGCCUACAGGAACAGAACUCCUUACUAUGGGCCCUCGUACUACGGCCUGUCACGCCAAUCAAGAUCAUCAGGCAGGACCUACAGCUCCAGGGGAUCCAAGAUAAGCCAAACAUCUAGGGAGAGAUCAGACAGAGAUGCCUUUGUGUGA